AUGGUAAGUCCUCAAUUUGUUUGUGAGAGAAUAGGCUUGGAAGGUGAGGAAAGGGGAAUAUUUCUCAUUCGUCGCCUGGCGACCUGUGCUAGGCUUAUUGAAAAUGGUGAGUUGAAGGAUGCAGGCUUUGGACUCAAGGACAUGGCCGGUUUUGUUUCUGCUGAUGGAGAUCCAAUGCAGAGGCUGGCUACCUACUUCAAAAUGGCUCUUAGUUACAGGUUGAUAAAAAGUAUUCGCCAUGUUCCUCAAGUCCUAUGUUUCACUAAUCCCUGGUCAACCUUAGAACAACAACAUGCCAGGAAGUUGUUCUUUGAAUAUCUCCCAUUCUUGAAGUUUGCUUAUUUGAUCACCAAUCAGGCGAUUGUUGAAGCCAUGCAAAGAGAAUCAAAGUUCCAUAUCAUCGUUCUCAAUGCAUGGAAUGCUGCUCAAUGGAGCAAUCUUCUUCAUACUUUGAAAGAACAACGAAAAGGAACAAAUACACUACAGCUUCUCAAGAUCACUGGGAUUCAUGAGAAUAAAGAGGUUUUGCAAGAAAUGGAAUCUCAGUUGAUCCAAGAAGCUAAGAAUCUGAACAUCCCCUUCGAAUUCUAUUCUAUUGCAAGACAAUUGGAGGAACUUAGCAUCGAAGAUUUUCCAGUACACCCAGAAGAGCCCAUUGCUAUAAGUUCUGUUCUUCAUCUUCAUUCUCUUCUAGCAGUUGAUAAUGAUCAUCAUCAAGUCAGUCCUAAUGAUUCAGACUUGCCGCUUAAACUGAGGAGGUUUUUAAGCGUCCUUUGGAAACUCCACCCCAGGUUGAUGAUCAUCACAGAACAAGAAUCAGAUAACAAUGGGUCUUCUUUAACAGACAGGCUUGACGAGGCACUGAACUUCUAUGCUGCGUUAUUUGAUGGCUUGGAAGCCAAUAAUGUUCUAAAAGAAAGAGCUAUGAAGAGAAUUAUGCUAGAGAGGAUGCUUCUAGGGGAAGAGAUAAAGAACAUUAUUGCAUGUGAUGGAGCUGAUAGAAAAGAGAGGCAUGGUAAGUUCUUGAAGACAUGGCGUCCAUCACUUGAAUUAGCUGAAUUCAUCAGGGUGCCUAUAGAUUAUGAGAAAAUGUUGGAGGUAACAAAGCCAUUAGUUCAGAGCUAUGGACCCGCAUACAAGUUACUAGAGAACAAUCAAUGUCUGUUUACAUGCUGGAAAAAUCGUCCACUCUAUUCCAUAUCAGCAUGGAGGUUCUGA
Messenger RNA from Prosopis cineraria, 1218 nucleotides. Its product is annotated as GRAS family protein TF80-like. Gene Ontology annotation, biological process: regulation of DNA-templated transcription. Gene Ontology annotation, molecular function: sequence-specific DNA binding; DNA-binding transcription factor activity. The transcript is spliced from 2 exons. Gene Ontology annotation, cellular component: nucleus. The record is from RefSeq and is a predicted model, not a curated record. NCBI's taxonomy places the organism in Eukaryota, Viridiplantae, Streptophyta, Magnoliopsida, Fabales, Fabaceae. Bases 1 to 1218 code for a protein of 405 amino acids.